AUAUUAAGUUCUGUCAAGUCAACCAAAACACACGUUUUUAACGCUUUCCAAUCAGAGUUUCAUAUUAAGAUGGACAAGGAUUCUUGCCAAAAUUUCUCAUUUGACUCUACGUCCAGUUCACAAUUUGCUCUUCCUCCGGUCUGCAAUCCCAAAAGAAAGAAACCGGAAAAGGCUGAGGCUGAAAAGUGCGGCGAGGAAACCUCUCCACACUGCUCCAAUGUAAUCACUUCGUCAUCCACGUCCUCAACGACCACCAUAUCCGUAGGCGCCUUCGAUUCGCAAUGCAAGCUCCAUAGGGCACCGGUUCCCGAGGCCCCGAAUAUUGGCUAUGAAUUGAAUGUGGCCAAGUCCAUAUUGCAGAAGUACAGCACUCUCAGUGGCGACAACUUAUUUGAUCACUUGAGUGAUAUCAUAAAAAGAGUAAUAGACGAGCGUCCCCCCAACGUGAUAGAUUUCUUCGAGGAAUUUAGCCGGAAUGUGCGCGAACAAAAGUUCCAUUUGCCAGAACGUUUUCCUCCGAGCGGUGUUUUCGAUGAAGUUCGCACCUUCCGGGUGGCCAAGCGAAUUCUCCAAUCCAUGAAGCUGCCCUAUAAUAUCGAAGGCGAGGAUUUGUUGGGCGAGGACAUGUCCGGCGAAGAUGCAAGGACAAAUGAAGAGUUUCGCCUGGUGAUUGACGAUUCCAUGCGCUACUUUGUGACUUUCAACGAACGAGUCCAGCAACUGCAGUUCUAUUGGACACAGUGUGGAUUUAGCAUCUGCAACGAUGACAUAUUUCAGUUGGCCAGUGCCAUGAACCGUCUGCAGACCCAUCCCUCGAUAAUGCAGUGCAGGUUUUGGGGCUGCAUCAAUGGACUGAAGGCCUCCUACUACAUAGUUGAGGCCUCACUGACCCGCGAGGAAGUGGCCUCCCGACUGGUCAUGAUGGAGGAGGAGUUGAGGGAGAAACAGACGCCCUUUAAGAUGCGAAAGGGCAGGGAGGAUAGGCCCUUGCCGGCGCACAUUGGUCCGGAAUUGACGCCGGGCAUGUAUGGUUGGGAGGACUAUCCGUCCGAGGAGCUGGAGAAAAUGAGACCCAAGGCGGCACCCGUUCCGUUGGUUGAGGAAAUAGAGCACUACGACAUUCCACCGGAGUUAAUUGGCCAGGGAUGCAAUAGGUACUCCUACUUCGUGGUGAAUUCCCUGUUCGACGAUUGGACCGAGUUGCCCAUUGUGACGCCACGGCAGAUCGUUGUGUCCCGGCACAUCAAGAAGUUCCUAACCGGCGAUCUGGAGGCGGAUGUCAUUUCCUAUCCCUGCUUUCCGGGCAAAGAGAAGCACUACCUUCGGGCCUUGAUAGGUCGCAUCACUGCCAGCACUUAUAUAGCGCCUGUGGGCUACUACAGGCGGAUGACCAAGAGGGAGAAGCGCAUGUUCGAUGGCGAGGUGGACGAUGAGGACGAGGAGGAGGAGGAGGCGGAAGAAGAGGAGGAGGAGGUCAACGAAGGCGAGGAGGAGCAAAUGGAAGAUAACGACGUAAUGCUGUUGAAGAAUGAGAAGUACGAAGCAGAACCUCUGGGAUCUCUGGCCACUCCAGUGGCUUGGGUUCAUGUUAGAUCGAACAUCCUCAAUAUCCAGGGUCGAGUGGUUUGGUACGACGAGUUGAAGGCCCAGAAGGAGAGGGAAAAGGCCCUGGCUCUCUACUUGAAAAUGCAAAUGAUGGCCGAGAUGGAGGAAGAGCAGGAGGAGGAGGAGGACGAGGAGGAGGAGGAGGAGGGCGAGGAUGAGGGCGAAGAGGAGGGCAUGAUCGAGGGCUUCAAUCAACCCGAAGUGGGUCCCAGUAUUCUGUCCUCCUGUGCCAAUGACAUGAACGCCGAAGUUCCGGUCCCGUGGUUGGUCCGCUUGACCAGCAAGUACACCAACCAGAAGGAGCGAAUGCUCCUCAUGCAAUCCAACAUCUGGCCUGGUGCCUUCACCUUUGUCUUCGAGAAGACCUGCGAGUCCAUAUACUUGGGCUGGGGCCACAAGUACUACGCCCGCAACAUUCCCUUCAAGCAUUUGCCCACGGUGCAGGAGGAGUAUCCCCACGAUGCCGAGGACUUUAUCGAGGCCAGUGAUCCAACUGUGGAGGAGGAGGAAGCCUACAAGGCCUGGCUGCUGAGGAAACAGCAAAAGGAUGCCUAUGCCGCAGAGGAUGUCGAAGAUUACGAUGAUGAAGAGUUCGGCGAUCAAUAUGACGAUGAAUAGUAUUAUAACCUGUUAAAUCUAAGUUUAAUUUUUACUUUCGGUUUAUGCAAUUAAAUGUCUUAGCAAUCUAACAAA
This is a messenger RNA of Drosophila gunungcola (fruit fly), 2298 nucleotides long. It is a transcript of the gene Rsph4a, whose product is annotated as radial spoke head protein 4 homolog A. NCBI's taxonomy places the organism in Eukaryota, Metazoa, Arthropoda, Insecta, Diptera, Drosophilidae. The transcript is spliced from 4 exons. Gene Ontology annotation, cellular component: axoneme; radial spoke. Bases 70 to 2223 code for a protein of 717 amino acids. Gene Ontology annotation, biological process: cilium movement involved in cell motility; cilium assembly; axoneme assembly. The record is from RefSeq and is a predicted model, not a curated record.